UGCAAGUUUGACGCAAAGCAGCGCCGCCCCGGCCAGAGCCAGACACGUGCUGCGGGCCGAGGGAGGCGAGGAGCCGCCGCGGCAGGAGCAGCUGCUACCGGAGUUUGGCGCGGGCUGGAGCAGGCUGCCCUGGAACACCUUGCUCCGCCAGGGUACCCCGCGCGCACUCCGGGGUAAAGCCAGGGUAGACUCCCCACCUCUCGGCCCUCCUCUUCCCCGGAGAGCUGCGCUGGAGAUCCCCGAGGGCCGGGAGGGAGGAGACGCCGCCGCCGCCUAGCAGAGCCCACAGGGCGGCCCCCGAGGGAGUCAGCAAGUUUCGCCUGAGGGAGCCUCUGCGCGUUUUUGGCCGGAGCGCCCGGGAAGCGCGCCUUGCCGCUGCUUCGGCGUCUUGGGAGUGGUCCUUCCAUGCCGGAGCACGGCGGGGCCCCCAGCGAGGGAGGACCCCGCUGACCGCGGGGCUGGCGCGGGGACUGACUUGGGGGCGGGGGGCUUAGAGGCUCCUCCCUUCCCCCGUCCACGCCGGAGGAGCAGGCGGGCGGCGAUGCUGGCGCCGGCGACGCGCGCCUUGCCUGCUGGCUGCGGAACUUGCGCCUGAGCGCGCAAAGGGCGCGCUGCUGCCCCAGUGGGCGAAGAAGAUGGAGUUGCGGGUCUGCUGCGGGGUCCUCUACUGGCUGCUGUUGCCGCUCUCCCUCCUGGCGGCAUGCCUGUUCCGGUUCAACAGCCUCUCCCUAGUGUACCUUCUCUACCUCCUGCUUUUGCCGUGGUUCCUGGGCCCUACAGAAUAUACCAUGAAAGGUCACACAGGGCGUCUCCUCCGUGCCCUCUUGGGAACCAGCAUCCUUUUCCUCCUUGCCCAUUUGGUUUUCCAGAUAUGCCUGUACACCAUCCCCACCUUGGACCAGCUACUGGGGCACAAUUGCAGCACAUGGGAAACUCUUGCACAGCACAUUGGAGUCACCAGGCUGGACUUGAACGAUAUCCCCAACUCGGUGCGCUUGGUGGCCCCCGACCUUGGGAUUCUGCUGGUCUCUGCCAUCUGCCUUGGUGUUUGCAGCCGCCUGGAGCCAGCAAGUCACCCAUCAGAAUCCUGCCCUGAACAGGAAGAAGCAGCUGUGGAUGGAGAUGAGUCAAAGCCUCGAGGAGCAGCCCAUGCACCGGCUGAGGCCUCCCCAAGGCACCAAGCGCGGCUGGCUGCCCGGCUCCGGGUAACUGCACACUGGCUCUUGAUGGCCGUCGGGAAAAUCCUGGCUAUUGUGCUGCUAGCGCUGGCAGGGAUCACCUUGCCCUCCGCUUUCUCCAGUGUGUACUACUUGCUCUUUGUCGGCCUCUGCACCUGGUGGGCCUGCCACUUCCCCGUCAGCCGCCUGGCUUUCAACACCUUGUGUGUCAUGGUGGACGUCUUUGCCGGAGGCCACCUCAUCUGCCUCUAUGGCUAUCAGACCCCCUUCAUCCAGAGCGUCCUUCCACCCACUGGCCUCUGGGCACGGUUGUUUGGCUUGAAGGUCAUCGUCCUCCAUGUGGGCUGUAGCAAGCCCAAUGCGCUGCUCCUGAACGUCAGUCUCCCCUGGCCUGUCUAUGUCAACCCAGGGAUCCUCCUGCUGCUGUAUUAUGUCCUGGCCACCCUGGUGAAGCUCCGCAGGUCACACUUUUAUACACAGAGAGAGGCCUCAAGCACAACAUCCGAGUUUCUGGAGCUGGAGAACUGGUCCACAGACCAAGAUGGCUUGGCAGAAGAUGCUAAGCCAAUGCUGACUUCUGAGACAGAGGCAUCUGGUGCUGAUGCUGAGGAUUGCACUGUGCAUGUCCUUGGGGAGACUGGGCAGCCAGCCACCAGGAAAAAGGAGCACCGCAAGGAGAAGCUGCUGCUGCAUUCCCUGGGCCAUGUCAUCAUGAACCAGAGUUAUGUUUGUGCCCUCAUUGCUAUGAUGGUGUGGAGCAUCACCUAUCACAGCUGGCUGACGUUUGUGCUGCUGCUCUGGGCCUGCCUCAUCUGGAUCGUUCGGAGCAGGCACCACUUUGCCAUGCUGUGCUCGCCCUUCAUCCUGCUCUAUGGCAUCACCCUCUGCAGCCUCCAGUAUGUUUGGGGCAUGGACCUAGAACCAGAGCUGCCCACCAAGGUUGGCUUUAUGCCCCUGCAGCAACUGGGGCUGGUGUGGUAUGUUCACCCCUGUCUGCACCUGGGAGCCAAGCUCCUUUUCACCCUGACCUUCUGGCUCCUGGUGAGGCAAUUCGUGAAGGAGAAGCUGCUGAAGAAGAAGCAACGGCCUGCCCCCUUGGUGGAGGUGACAGUUUCAGACUCAGGGCCAGACCAUAAGCGAGACAUCCUAAAGAUCCUGGGGGCGCACGUGAUGGCCUUUUAUGCAAAGUUCUGGAUCUUGGUUUGUGCCGGCAUGUUCAUCGUCGUCAGCUUUGCCGGACGCCUGGUUGUCUACAAGAUUGUCUACAUGUUCCUCUUCCUCCUCUGCCUCACCCUCUUCCAGGUGUACUACAGUCUCUGGCGGAAACUCUUGAAGGCCUUCUGGUGGCUGGUGGUGGCUUACACAAUGCUGGUGCUCAUUGCUGUUUACACCUUCCAGUUCGAGGACUUCCCCAUGUACUGGAAGAACUUCAUGGGAUUAACCGAUGAGCAGUUGGCUGAUCUGGGCCUGGAGCAGUUCAGCGUCUCAGAGCUCUUCUCCAGCAUCUUCAUUCCGGGCUUCUUCCUGUUGGCCUGCAUCCUGCAGCUGCAUUACUUCCACCGCCCCUUCAUGCGCAUCACUGACCUGGAGCAUGUCAUUCCGCUGCGGGUUGAUGGCUCACACGCAUUGGGGAAUGAAGAGGCCAGUGGGAGCCGUGUCCUGCUGCAGCCUGAGGACGGUGAGGCCAAAGACCAGGAACCAGAAGCUGAAGUUGAUGCUGCUUCCGAGGAGGGUGUGCCCAGCAAAUGGGGCUUGGUGCUGGAACGCCUGAUGGUGCUGGGCAGGAAGUUCUCCAGCAUCCUUGGCCGCAUCCGAGUCUUCGUCCUGCGUCUGCUGGAGCUGCACAUCCUGAAACUAGUGGCUCUCUACGUCGUCUGGGUGGCCUUGCAGGAGGUGUCGGUGAUGAACUUCGUGCUGAUGGUGCUGUGGGCCUUUGCCAUCCCCUACUGCCGUUUCAGCCACAUGGCCUCGUGCCUCUCCACCAUCUGGGUCUGCAUUAUCAUUGUCUGCAAGAUGCUUUAUCAGCUGAAGAUUGUCAACCCAGAAGAUUAUUCCUACAACUGCACAGAGCCUCAGCCCAACAACACCAAUCUGCAGCCAGAGGAGAUUGGCAACUCAACACUCUACCAGCAUCCUGUCGACCCAGCAAACUGGUUUGGGAUCAGAAAGGAGUACCCCAACCUGGGUUACAUCCAGAACCAUUUGCAAGUGCUGGUUCUGCUGGUCUUCGAGGCCAUUGUCUACCGGUGCCAGGAAUACUACCGUAAGCAACACCAGCUGGUGCCUCCGGUCACCCAGACAGUCUUUGAGGAUGCAACCCGUCAGAACCUGGAUAAAGGCCUGCUAAACUGCAUCAAAUACUUUGUCAACUACUUCUACUACAAGUUUGGCCUAGAGAUCUGCUUCCUGAUGACGGUGAAUGUGAUUGGCCAGCGCAUGAACUUCAUGGUGAUCUUUCACGGCUGCUGGUUGGUCGUCAUCCUGACGCGCCGUCGGCGACAUGCUAUCGCCAGGCUCUGGCCCAAGUACUGUCUCUUCCUGGCGUUCUUCCUGCUCUUCCAAUACCUCCUGUGCGUUGGUAUCCCUCCAGUACUCUGUAUCGACUACCCUUGGAGGUGGAGCCAUGCUAUCCCCAUCAACUCUGUUCUCAUCAAGUGGAUGUACUUCCCAGACUUCUACAUGAAGCCCAACUCCAUCAAUCUCAUGAGUGACUUCCUCCUCUUACUUUGUGCCUCACGGCAAUGGAAGGUCUUUGUGGACGAGCAGACCGAAGAGUGGGUGCAACUGGCCGGUGACAACAAGGAGCAGCUUGAGUCAUUACAGGAGAAGCCAAACCCUGUGCCCAACUUUGUUAACUGCAGGUCUUACCUUGACAUGCUGAAGGUGUGUGUGUUCCGCUACCUCUUUUGGUUCGUGCUGGUCAUCGUCUUUGUCGCAGGCGCCAACCGCAUCAGCGUCUUUGGCUUGGGAUACCUGAUGGCCUGCUUCUACCUGCUGCUCUGUGGCACCGCCAUGCUGCGCCGGCCCCUCAGAGCCCGGCUGAUGCUGUGGGACUGCCUGAUUCUCUACAACGUGACCGUCAUCGUUGCCAAGAACAUGCUCGCGCUCCUGUCCUGCGUCUUCGUCCAGCAAAUGCAGAACAACUUCUGCUGGGUGAUUCAGCUCUUCAGCCUGGCCUGCACCGUCAAGGGUUACUACGACCCCAAGGAUGUGGACAAGAACCAGGACUGUUCGCUGCCCAUGGAAGAAGCUGGCAUCAUCUGGGACAGCAUCUGCUUCUUCUUCCUGCUCCUCCAGCGCAGGGCCUUCCUCAGCUACUAUUUCCUGCAUGUUGUGGCGGAUCUUCAGGCCUCUGCCUUGCAGGCCUCCAGGGGCUGUGCUCUCUUCAAGGCCAGGAUGAUCAAGAGCAUGAGCUUCCACCACCAGGCGGAAAAGAAGUCCUUAGUGCAGCUCAAGCGUCAGAUGGAGCGGAUCCGGGCCAAGCAAGAAAAGUACCACCAGGGACAGACUGCAGCUGACUCAGAAGAGACCCUGGAGACAGAGAGCCCAGAGGCAGGGACCAAGAAGGAGGCUUCCCGCCAGAGGAAGCAGUGGUGGCGCCCCUGGCUGGAUCAUGCCACAGGAGGACCGCGCUCAGUUGAGGGGAGCCCAGAAUCACCUGCUCUGCUUUCCAGCAAGGAAGUAGCCGCUCCCUCUAGGGUGGACAGACGCACUGUAGGGACGAGGGGGCAUUACAGUGUGCUGCACUCGGGAGAUUAUUUCUUGUUUGAGACGGACAGUGAGGAGGAUGAGGAGUCGGUCUUGGAGGAUCAGAAGCCCCCGAAACAGAGCGCAUUCCAGCUGGCUUACCAGGCAUGGGUGACCAACGCCAAGUCUGCGCUGCGUGAGCGACAGCGGCAGGAAAAGGAGCAGCGAAAGGUGGAGCAGGCAGAAGGUGACUUAACCAAAGGGGAAUCCCAGCGAGGUGAAAUGGCAGACAGGGCCAGCAGCAAAGGGGAAGAGGAGGAAGAAGAGGAGGAGGAAGAAGAAGAAGAGGAAGAAGAGGAGGAAGAGGCUGCUCCAGAGAAGAGCAACGUGGUGCAGAGGGUGCUGAACGUCCUGGGUUUCCUGUGGGUGCUGUGCCAGGCCACGGUGGACGGGCUCACCCAGUGGCUGCGAGCCUUUACCAAGGAGCACGAACAGCUGUCUGCCGUGUUGGGACUGGAGAGAUUCGUCCUCACGCAACAGCUGGAUCAGGUAGGAGAGGUUCAGAGGAGCGUCCUGGACAGGCUGUACAAACCAGCAGCGACAGAUAACACCUCCGAGGACACCGCCUUGCCGGGUACGGCGGCAGAGUCUCCAGACAGCAUGGCUUCCAGUGGGUGCGAAGGAGCAGAGGUGCUUAGCAAUAACACCACCGGCUACGACACCCGAAGCGGCAGUGAGGAGCAGAUCCCUGCCAUGGGCUUCCCGGACGACGUGAGGCUCCCUCCCAGCAACUCCCAGGAGCUGCUGACUUACUCCAAGGCACGGCCGCGCACAGCCAGUGAGCUGCUGCUGAGCAGGCACGUCUCCUUUGAGGAGCUGGAGGAGUCUGAGCGCUUCUACCACUCACAGAACCGCUUUCUGCAGCUGCUGCUGGCCUGCUACCACUUUGUGGCCGGACACUCGGACCUGCUCUGCUACUUUAUCAUCAUCCUGAACAACAUGGUGACGGCCUCCGUCAUCUCGCUGGUCCUGCCCAUCCUGGUCUUCUUGUGGGCUAUGCUGUCCAUCCCACGGCCCAGCAAGCGCUUCUGGAUGACGGCAAUCGUCUACACAGAGGUGAUGGUGGUGGUGAAAUACCUCUUCCAGUUCGGCUUCUUCCCCUGGAAUAGCUAUACCACCCUGGUGCGCUACGAAAGCAAGCCCUUUUUCGCACCGCGCAUCCUGGGCCUGGAGAAAAUGGACAACUACAUCAAGUACGACCUGAUCCAGCUGAUGGCUCUCUUCUUCCACCGGUCCUUGCUCCUGAGCUACGGGCUGUGGGAUCACGAGGAAGAGGUCCUGGCCAAACAUCCUCUUGAAGCAGCAGAGCCUGUGGCUUCCACCGAGAGCAAAGAGGUGGCUGAGACUUUGGUGGAAGCUGACGUUGGGGCAGAAACCGUGGUGGAUCAGGAGGCGGAGCCCAAGGUGCCCAAGGGAAUCCGCUCACGGUUCCGGAAGAAAAAGGAGAAGAAGAAGAAAAGGAGCCAGGCUCUGAAAGAGCAGGGAGAGGAAGAGGAGCAGCAGGGAGAGGAGCAGGAUCCGAAGCAAAAGGACAAGAAGUCCAGCCCAUCCAAGGAGAAGUUGAAGGCUGCUGGACUGAGAGUGAAGAGCUUCUUCGUCUCUGCAGCAGAGCGCAUGUUCCAACCACUGCAGCGGUUCUUCCAGGACAUUUUGCACAGCAAAUACCGUGCUGCCACCGAUGUCUAUGCCCUCAUGUUCCUUGCUGAUGUGGUCGACUUCAUUAUCAUCAUCUUUGGUUUCUGGGCUUUUGGGAAACACUCUGCUGCGGCCGACAUCACUUCCUCCCUCUCAGACGACCAGGUGCCGCAGGCCUUCCUGGUGAUGCUGCUCAUCCAGUUCUCCACCAUGGUCAUCGACCGGGCUCUCUACCUCCGCAAGAGCGUCUUGGGCAAGCUGGUCUUCCAGGUCUUCCUGGUCUUUGGCAUCCACGUAUGGAUGUUCUUCAUCUUGCCUGCAGUCACUGAGAGGAUGUUCAACCUGAAUACUGUGGCCCAGCUAUGGUACUUUGUGAAAUGCAUCUACUUCGCUCUGUCGGCUUACCAGAUCCGCUGCGGCUACCCUACUCGCAUCCUGGGGAACUUCCUCACCAAGAAGUACAACCACCUCAACCUCUUUCUCUUCCAAGGCUUCCGCCUGGUGCCUUUCCUGGUGGAGUUGCGGGCCGUCAUGGACUGGGUCUGGACAGACACCACCCUGUCUCUCUCCAACUGGAUGUGUGUGGAAGACAUCUAUGCCAACAUCUUCAUCAUCAAGUGCAGCCGCGAGACUGAGAAGAAAUACCCGCAGCCCAAGGGGCAGAAGAAGAAGAAGAUUGUAAAGUACGGCAUGGGGGGCCUCAUCAUCCUCUUCCUCAUCUGCAUCAUCUGGUUCCCGCUGCUCUUCAUGUCGCUCGUGCGCUCCGUGGUGGGCGUGGUCAACCACCCCAUUGACGUCACAGUCACCCUCAAGCUGGGAGGCUACGAGCCUCUCUUCACCAUGAGCGCCCAACAGCAGUCAAUCCAAGAGUUCACCCCCAAGGACUAUGAUGCGUUAACGAACGAGUUUGUGCGGCAGCCGGUGGCCAUGCAGUUCAUCACCCUUUACAGUUAUGAGGAUAUCGUGACGGCACGCAUUGAGGGCAGUUCGGGCUCGCUAUGGAGCAUCAGCCCACCCAGCCGGGAGCAGCUGUACCGAGAGCUGAAUAAUGGCUCCUCUGCCAUCACCCUGCGCUUCACGUGGAACUUCCAGCGGAAUCUUAGCAUAGGAGGAACAGCAGAGUACACCUCUGAGAAGCACACAAUGGAGCUGGGGCAACAAGACAACGUGCGGAGAGAUUUGGCAAGGCUGCUGCAAGGCACCCACAACGAGUUUGUUAAAGUUCCCAAACUCUUUCCUCCCUAUAUUCGUGCACCUAACGGCCCUGAAGCCAAACCUGUUGAGCAGAUGCUGCCAGAGGAUGAGGACAGCUACUGGGACGUAGAGGUGCAACUGAAGCGGCAACAGGUGGGAAUUGAGAACGGCAGUGCCAACUUCCUUGAGUGGUGGGUGAUUCGGUUGGCCAACUGCCAGGAACAGGACUGCAACAUCCUACCCAUGGUCAUUUUCAAUGACAAAGUCAGCCCUCCCAGCCUCGGUUUCUUGGCAGGAUAUGGGAUCAUGGGCCUCUACGUCUCCAUUGUGCUGGUGAUUGGCAAGUUCGUGCGGGGCUUCUUCAGUGAGAUCUCUCACUCCAUCAUGUUUGAGGAGCUGCCCUGCGUUGACCGCAUCCUAAAGCUGUGCCACGACAUCUUCCUGGUCCGUGAGACGGGCGAGUUGGAGCUGGAGGAGGAGCUGUAUGCCAAGCUCAUCUUCCUCUACCGCUCGCCGGAGACCAUGAUCAAGUGGACACGCGAGAAAGAGUGAGGAGUCGCUACCACAACAGAGCCAAGCAGCCCGCAAAACACGAGGACAGGUGUUGAGAAAACACCACCUUCUCUCUCACUCUCUCUAAGGGGCGGAUGCAGAGCCUAAAGAUGGACCUGGAGAGGAUGCUGAUCUCCUCCUACUGCUGGACCUGGAAACUGCCUCUCUCCCCCACCUGCCUUUUACUUAACCUCUGUGGGUGGGGCAGCCUCUUAACCUCUGAGCCAAACCUGCUGCUCCACUGCCUUAGGAGGAGGAGGAGGGGAAUACUGUCACUCUUUGCAUCAGAUUUCCCUUUUUGAAACGGCUGAACGGGAAGCACCUUUGCACUCUCCGAAGCCCCUUACCCUCCUGGGUUAUUCACAGCAGCACAAGGGGGUGUUUUGCAAAGCAGGAAGUCUGCAACCAUUUGCUGAUUGACUUGCGGUGUUGUAUCCUGCUGAAAAGCCCACUGUAUGCACAGCAAUAACCUGUUUGCAUCUCCCUCUCCCCCUGCAAAACAAAAGAAUCUGGGGGUACAGAGCUUCUCUCCCCCCCCCCCACUUCUUGUUCUCACAUUGCCACAAACACUCCCCCACCCACAACCGAGUGCCAUAGUCUAGGCAUCACUACGUGCCAACCCCAGCUGCUGGAAACAAAGGGGUGGCUGGAGUCUAUUGACUUUUUUUCCUAAAGGAGGUGGUUUUAUUUAUACAGAUCUAUAUAAUAAAACUUUAAAAAGAAAAA
Messenger RNA from Podarcis raffonei (Aeolian wall lizard), 9032 nucleotides. It is a transcript of the gene PIEZO1, whose product is annotated as piezo type mechanosensitive ion channel component 1. Gene Ontology annotation, biological process: detection of mechanical stimulus; regulation of membrane potential; cellular response to mechanical stimulus. The record is from RefSeq and is a predicted model, not a curated record. The transcript has 52 exons. Gene Ontology annotation, molecular function: mechanosensitive monoatomic ion channel activity; monoatomic cation channel activity. The coding region runs from base 636 to 8306 and encodes 2556 amino acids. NCBI's taxonomy places the organism in Eukaryota, Metazoa, Chordata, Lepidosauria, Squamata, Lacertidae. Gene Ontology annotation, cellular component: endoplasmic reticulum; plasma membrane.